Messenger RNA from Bombina bombina (fire-bellied toad), 5656 nucleotides. RefSeq names its product THO complex subunit 2 (gene THOC2). Gene Ontology annotation, cellular component: THO complex part of transcription export complex. NCBI's taxonomy places the organism in Eukaryota, Metazoa, Chordata, Amphibia, Anura, Bombinatoridae. The record is from RefSeq and is a predicted model, not a curated record. Gene Ontology annotation, molecular function: mRNA binding. Gene Ontology annotation, biological process: mRNA export from nucleus; mRNA processing.
CCUUUGACCUCUGCUGAUGUGCUAAACAUCCGGGCUAUCUGUACUAUAGAGGGAAGAUGGCGGCUGCGUUACUACCUGCUGAUUGGAUAAAGAACUGGGAAAAAUCGGGAAAAAACGAUUUUGUGCAACUAUGUCGCAACAUCGGUGAGAAAGGACAGGACACUGUGACUUUUAAAGAAAUUCAGCAGGUUCUCUAUGAGCUGGCCUGUCAUGUUGUUAAAGGAAAUCUUAAGCUGGAGAUUGCUUGUGCAGGACUUACUGACAUCAUGGACCUUCGAGAAGAUAUGCCUUCAAUCUUAGCAGAUGUAUUUUGUAUUUUGGAUAUUGAAACAAGUGGCCUGGAAGAAAAAUGGAAGAGAGAUAAUUUUACACAGUUGGUUUUACAAUGCUUGUAUUUAAUAUCAGACACUAUUCUGAAGGAACGUCUGGAUCCAGAAACACUUGAAUCUUUAGGGCUAAUCAAGCAAUCUCAGCAAUUUAAUCAGAAAUCUGUAAAAAUAAAGACCAAACUUUUUUAUAAACAACAGAAAUUCAAUUUAUUAAGAGAAGAAAAUGAAGGAUAUGCAAAACUGAUUGCAGAGCUUGGGCAGGAUUUAUCUGGAAGCAUAACAAGUGAUUUAAUCCUGGAAAACCUAAAAUCAUUGAUUGGAUGCUUUAACUUGGAUCCCAAUAGAGUGUUGGAUAUAAUCUUGGAAGUGUAUGAAUGCCGACCAGAACAUGAUGAUUUUUUUGUACCUUUAAUUGAAUCUUAUAUGUGUAUGUGUGAACCUCAAACACUUUGCCAUAUCCUUGGAUUCAAAUUCAAGUUUUAUCAGGAACCCAAUGGCGAGACUCCUUUAUCUUUGUACAGAGUAGCAGCUAUACUUUUGCAGCAGAAUCUAAUUGACCUGGAAGAUCUAUAUGUACAUCUUCUUCCCUUGGACAGCAGUAUUCUUGAGGAACACAAGAAAGAAGUGAUUGAAGCUAAGCAGCUUGUACGAAAAUUAACAUUAGUUGUUUUGUCAUCUGAAAAAUCAGAUGAAAAAGAGAAGGAAAAAGACAAAGAUGAAGAAAAAACUGAAAAGCCUCCAGACAAUCAGAAGCUCGGUUUAUUGGAAGCACUAUUAAAGAUUGGAGACUGGCAGCAUGCACAGAACAUUAUGGAUCAGAUGCCACCAUUUUAUGCUGCUUCACAUAAACCCAUCUCUUUAGCUCUUUGUAAUCUUAUACACAUUACUAUUGAGCCAUUAUAUCGAAGGUUUGGGGUUCCAAAAGGAGCCAAAGGCUCUCGGCUAUCUCCUUUGCGAAGCAGCAAGGCACCGAAACCAGUGGAAUGUUUUGAUGAUUUAAGAAGAGAUGUUUUCAUCAUGCUUUGUUUCCUGGGACCCUACCUUUCCAAUGACCCCAUCCUGCUGGCAAAAAUUGUUCGGCUUGGCAAAGCAUUUAUGAAAGAAUAUCAAUCUGACGCAUGCAAAUCUGAAGGCAGAGAGAGGAUGGAAGUCUUGUUUAGUUCUUUGCUUGGCAUUACAGACCAGGUCCUGCUUCCAUCUCUGACAUUAAUGGAUUGCAACGCAUGCAUGUCAGAGGAAAUUUGGGGAAUGAUUAAAAGCUUUCCCUACCAGUACAGGUAUCGUCUGUAUGGUCAGUGGAAGAAUGAAUCCUAUAACAGCAAUCCAUUGCUUGUGAAAGUUAAAGCGCAGACAAUUGACCGCGCAAAAUACAUCAUGAAGCGUCUAACAAAGGAAAAUGUAAAACCUUCAGGAAGGCAAAUUGGAAAAUUAAGCCAUAGCAAUCCAACCAUUUUGUUUGACUAUAUUCUUUCACAAAUUCAGAAAUAUGACAACUUAAUUACUCCAGUUGUAGAUUCAUUAAAAUACCUAACUUCGCUGAAUUAUGAUGUCCUGGCAUACUGUAUUAUUGAAGCCUUAGCUAAUCCGGAGAAGGAGAAAAUGAAACAUGAUGACACCACGAUCUCCAGUUGGUUGCAAAGUUUAGCUAGUUUCUGUGGCGCAGUUUUUCGCAAAUAUCCUAUUGAACUUGCCGGUCUUUUGCAAUAUGUUGCAAAUCAGCUAAAAGCAGGAAAGAGCUUUGAUCUGCUGAUUUUGAAAGAGGUAGUGCAAAAGAUGGCUGGAAUUGAAAUCACUGAGGAAAUGACAAUGGAGCAGCUGGAGGCAAUGACUGGAGGAGAGCAACUUAAAGCUGAGGGUGGGUACUUUGGACAAAUAAGGAACACUAAGAAGUCCUCACAGAGGUUAAAAGAUGCCUUGCUGGACCAUGACUUGGCUCUUCCAUUGUGUCUGCUUAUGGCCCAGCAAAGAAAUGGUGUGAUCUUUCAUGAAGGUGGAGAGAAACAUUUAAAACUUGUGGGAAAACUGUAUGAUCAAUGUCAUGAUACGCUUGUGCAGUUUGGCGGAUUUUUGGCUUCAAAUUUAAGUACAGAUGAUUAUGUAAAGCGCGUCCCUUCUAUUGAUGUUUUGUGCAAUGACUUUCACACGCCACAUGAUGCUGCAUUCUUCCUGUCCAGACCUAUGUAUGCCCAUCACAUUUCAUCAAAAUAUGACGAACUUAAAAAAGCAGAAAAGGGGAACAAGCAACAGCAUAAAGUUCACAAGUACAUUACAUCAUGUGAUGUAGUGAUGGCUCCAGUUCAUGAAGCUGUUGUUUCCUUACACCCUCCAAAAGUCUGGGACGACAUCAGCCCCCAGUUUUAUGCUACAUUCUGGUCUCUGACCAUGUAUGAUCUUGCUGUCCCAAGCUCCAGCUACAGCAGAGAAGUUAAUAAACUAAAACUGCAGAUGAAAGCGGUUGAUGAAAAUUUAGAAAUGCCCCCAAACAAAAAGAAAAAAGAGAAGGAGAGGUGCACCGCCUUACAAGAUAAGCUAAUAGAGGAAGAGAAGAAGCAAUCUGAACAUGUAAGCAGAGUUUUACAGAGAAUGAAACUGGAAAAGGACAAUUGGCUUUUAGCACGAUCAACUAAAAAUGAGACAAUCACCAAAUUUUUGCAACUUUGCAUAUUUCCACGCUGCAUAUUUUCAGCAAUUGAUGCUGUGUACUGUGCUCGGUUUGUAGAACUGGUACACCAACAGAAAACCCCCAAUUUUUCUACACUUCUCUGUUAUGAUAGAGUAUUUUCUGAUAUAAUUUACACUGUGGCAAGUUGUACUGAAAAUGAAGCCAGUCGGUACGGAAGAUUUCUCUGUUGCAUGCUGGAGACAGUAACGAAAUGGCACAGUGACAGGGCAAUCUAUGACAAGGAUUGUGGCAGUUACCCUGGAUUUGUGACUAUUUUGAGAGCAUCGGGCUUUGAUGGUGGGAAUAAAGCUGAUCAGCUAGAUUAUGAGAAUUUCCGCCAUGUGGUACACAAAUGGCAUUAUAAGUUAACAAAGGCAUCGGUGCAUUGCCUUGAGACAGGCGAAUAUACUCAUAUCAGAAAUAUCCUUAUUGUACUCACUAAAAUCCUCCCAUGGUAUCCAAAAGUCUUAAACUUGGGCCAAGCCUUGGAACGCAGAGUACAUAAGAUCUGCCAAGAUGAAAAGGAGAAAAGACCUGAUCUCUAUGCAUUGGCUAUGGGCUACUCCGGACAGUUGAAAAACAGGAAACCUUACAUGGUACCUGAAAAUGAGUUUCACCACAAAGAUCCACCUGCAAGGAGUUUUAUUCCACCUGUAGUACAGAAUGGCCCGACUUCUGCUAGCCAGUCUGCAACUGUUUUGGUUAAUGCAGCUAAACCGGAAGAAGUCACUGCUGAGGACAGUGAAAAACUAAAGGAGAAAUCUCAAGCUGCAGUAAAAGUUGUGAACAAAGCUGCUAGCACAACACCAAAGGUGACCGCAAGUAAUGGAAACAGCGCUUCUAGCAGCAAAGUUAUAAAAGAAAAAGAUGAAAAAGACAAAAACGGGAAAGAAAAAGAAAGAGAGAAAAAAGAGAAAACUCCAGUUGCACUUCAAGAAACCAAGGCACCAGGGAAGGAUGGAAAAGAUAAAGUGAAGGAAGAUAAGACAAACAAAGAUGAGAAGCAACGUGACACUAAGGAGAAGACUCCUAAAGCUGAAAAAGAAAAGGAGAAAAUCAAGAAAGAAGAAAAGAUCCAGAAGGAAGAAAAAUCUAAGUCUGUUACAGUAAGCACUGAGACAAAACUGGCUGCGGAGAAGGAAAGAGAAAAGGAGCCGUCAAGAGAGAGAGAAGUUGUUAAGGAAAGCAAAUCGAAGGAGAGCUCUAAAGGAGUUGACAAAACUGUUAUAACUGGGUCCUUGAAGUCCCCUGUUCCUCGAUCUGAUAUGUCGGAAUCUGAAAGGGAACAAAAACGGCGAAAAGUUGAUACGCAUUCUUCUCCAUCUCAUUCCUCUGCAGUAAAGGACAACCUCAAUGAAUUUAAGGAUUCUUCAAUAAAGCACUACAUAAACCACACUACCCCACCAAUGUCCAAGAGCAAAGAAAAAGAGGUGGAGAAGAAAGAACAAGAAAAAUCAAGAGAGCGAUCAAGGGAAAGGGAGAAGAAGGAGGAAAAAGAAAGGAAAGAGCGGAAGAGAGAUCACUCAAACAGCGACCGUGAAUUAACACAAGAAUCCAAAAAACGCAAAGAGGAAAAUGGAACUAGCAUCUCUAAACGCAGUAAAAGCGAAAGUCCAUCAGACUCGCCACGCUCAAAUGAAAAGGAGAGAAAUAAAUCUAAAUCUUCAAGUAAAGAGAAAGGAGAUUUUGUAAAAUCAGAAAAGAUGGAAAAAAGUUCCUCUAGCAGUAAAAAGGAAUCCAGACAUGACAAGGAAAAAUCUGAGAAGAAAGAGAAGCGUGAAAGUGCAGGGGGAAAAGAAGAGAAAAAGCACCAUAAAUCUUCAGAUAAGCACAGAUAGUGAUUCUUCUGGCAGUCAAGGUGGUGUUUGACUCGGAAGGUGACCAAAAUCGUUUAUACCACAAUACUGAUUGCACAGAUGUUUGUCAAUGAAGAGGGCCCAUUUGCACCUCCCUUAAGUUAUUCAUUUAUUUGCAUUACAGCUUUUUUUCCACCCUCCAGUGUUUAAGUUGUGCAUUGCUGUAUUUUAAAUUUGUUGCUUAUUUUUUCUUACCCAUUUAUUUUCAGUAUAUGGCUGAAAGUGUUUAUCUAAUUCCAUAAUCUUAAGCACAAUGUGCUGCAAACGGACAACUGCCACAGUGCAAAUGAGAUUACUUUUGUGUGUACAGUGUAUCACUUUAGGUUGUCUAAAUACUGCUUGGGAUUUAGUAAUUCUUUGCAAUUUGAAAUGCAUACUUUUUAAUGUUGCAACAACAAAUAAAGUUAUUCAAUUUUUUUUUCAAUUUACCUCAUUUAAAAGGUUUAUUUAUUACUAUCCUUGUAAGACAUGCAAUGGCACUGUUUUCAUGCUGAUGACUAAUGUUUGUAUAUUAUGUGUAGAACAUGAAAUAUUUGUUAAGGAAUUACUGGAUCAUAUCUUUUAUCUAUGAAAUGUCCCCAACAACACAUUUUGUUGCUUAUAAUUUUUUAAAUACAUAAAAUGAACUUAAUUGCAGGCGUUUCUGAAAGAACUUAGGGUUCAAUUAUACAAAUAUAGGAGCUUUGUAUUGCUGAACUUUUAGUCUGAAAAGUUUCACAAAACUUUUUUUAAAAGAAAUUUUUAUCUGCUGAUUCUACCAGUGUAAGCUUUUUUCUAAAUAAAGAAAUAGUUUCUCAAUGGGUCGUAAA